GCAUCUCAACUGCUUGACUCCCGUCCUGGUACUCGGUACCACUUGGCCCUAUGACAGCUGUCAUGCCAUUCCAUUAUAGCGGUUGAAUAAAUAAUAGGUGGCGACUUUAACUUGGCUUCGCCUUCGGGUGACGACAAUUGCUGGAAUCAUUAUGCACGCUAUUCCCUCCAAGGUAACUAUCAAAGACUGGGUGGUCCAUCUCUCCCAAUGACCUGCAUGCACGCAUCGUGUUCGCAUUGGGAUCAUCGUUGCAGUGGUUGCGAGAGAGUGUUUUUUUCAGCCCUCAAUAGUCCGCUACCGACCCUCACCACUAGCAACAAUAACAACAACUAUUUGGAUAGACAAUUCGACCCACUAUUAUCAGCUACUAUGAUGAAGCUCCUCUUCCCCAAUUGGCUUUUGAUAUCGGAUAUCCUUGGACGCCCUCCACAUUUCCAGAUCUUUCUGCACCCCUUUUGCCUCUCGGCAUAUUUCCAACUGUUCAAGGGCAUGGGUUCACUACCAUAUGUCAAAGCUGAUCGAGAUUGCACUCACGAACUAUAUUACAUUUUCCGUCUAGUCAUCCAUAUCAGGGCGUCAGUGGACGGCACAGCUUCCAAUUGCCUAGCCACAAAACGCCAUCAACACUGUUCAGGACUAUCUGAGUCCCAGAGAAGCAUUUCCAGUUUAUUUUGAACAAAACAGGCACGAGCAAUAAUCUCUCGACCUCACUAGCCCCCGAUCACCACACCACUUCUCCCGAUCGCACUACUAUCUUCAUCGGGCAACCUAAAAU
Molecule: messenger RNA, 775 nt
Organism: Bipolaris sorokiniana ND90Pr
Lineage: Eukaryota; Fungi; Ascomycota; Dothideomycetes; Pleosporales; Pleosporaceae
Exons: 3
Coding region: 208-675 (155 amino acids)
Source: RefSeq, a predicted model, not a curated record